AUGUCGUUGAGAACAAUUAUCAAACACCUUCCCUCCAUUUUUUCCGUAGCUCUCCCUCGCUCUUUUGCUUCACUCUCCACUCACCAAAUCCAACCCCCAAUACAAAACCAUCACACCAAACACCUACAAGAUCCCUACACUCUCCUCAAGCAAGACCCAAUCGAAAUUCUUCUUUCUGUCUGGGUAAAAACUUUCUCUUCACCACCCUCUUUUUCCUUUCCAAACCUCUCAGGCUUCCUCUCCAAAUUCGAUAUCUGGCUUCUCGCUUACCAACGAGCUUGCGCUCACGUGACCGGCACGUUCCCUCCUCGUAAUGCCAUUCACUCCCAGACUAUCCACUCUCUCCUCUCUCUCCAACGAUCCGUACUUCGCUCAUCCUUCAAAUGGCACGACAAAACUCACCAACUCAUCCGGAAUCCAAACGACGCCCCGUUUACGAAACCCGUCUCGAAAACGAAACUUAAAGCGAUUCUUGAGUCAGACGAGCCGUGUUUUCAGGACCGGGUGGUUCAGGAGGUCUUGCUUAUGGUGCUUGAACCGGUUUUUGAGCCCCGAUUUUCGGGGAAAUCUCACGCGUUUCGGCCAGGAAGAAAUGCUCAUACGGUUAUAAGAACUAUUAGGGGUAACUUUGCUGGUUACUUGUGGUUUUUGAGAGGUGAUUUAACUGAACUUCUUGCUUAUGUUCCAUCUGAUGUUAUUUUAAGUUGUGUUGAAAAGGCUGUUAAAGAUAAGAAAAUCUUGAAUUUAGUCAAAUUGGGACUUAAAGAAUCGGGUAAGUAUCGGAUUCGGAGUGAUGAUGGUAAUGAAGAUUUGCAUAAGGAGAAGAAGAAGAAGAAGAAGAAAAAGGGUGCUACGAAGAAGAAGAUUUUGAAAGACAAUGAGCCAAAACCAGACCCUUAUUGGUUACGAACGUUUUUUAAUUUUGCGCCAGAGGAGGCUGCUAAGGUACCGUCUUAUUGUCAUUGUGGGAUUUUGAGUCCUUUACUUGCUAAUGUGUGUCUUAAUGAAUUGGAUCAAAUGAUGGAGGAGAAAAUACUUGAGUUUUUUCAGCCUAAUAAGCUUGAUUCAAUAUGGAAAGAUUCGAUAAAUGAUGGUUGUCAUAACCCCGCUUGGCCGGAGUUUGUUCCAUCGAGUGGGAGGGAGAAGACAAGGAAAAUGGAUUAUAUUAGAUAUGGGGGUCAUUUUCUGAUUGGUAUUCGAGGGCCCAGAGAGGAUGCUGUGGAAAUCAGGAAGGAAAUAAUUGAGUUCUGUGAGAGAAAAUUUGGAAUAAGGUUGGAUAAUACAAAACUAGAGAUUGAACAUAUAACUAGGGGAAUUCAGUUCUUGGAUCAUAUAAUUUGCAGGAGAGUGAUACACCCUACACUUAGGUACACAGGGAAUGGAGGUAAAAUUGUGAGCGAGAAGGGUGUAGGAACUUUGCUUUCGGUUACUGCUAGUUUGCAGCAAUGUAUUCGCCGAUUUAGGUCACUUCAGUUUGUCAAGGGUGAUAAGGAUCCUGAGCCAUUGCCUUGUAAUCCUAUGCUUUACUCAAGUCAAGCUCAUAGUAAUUCACAGAUGAAUAAGUUUCUUGAAACAAUGGCUGAUUGGUACCGGUAUGCUGAUAAUAGAAAGAAAAUUGUUGGGUUUUGUGCUUAUGUAAUUCGUAGUUCUUUGGCUAAACUUUAUGCUGCAAGGUAUAGACUGAAGUCUCGUGCCAAAGUUUACAAGAUAGCUUCUCGUGAUCUUAGCCAUCCUCUGAGGGAGAGCACUAACAAUUCUGCGCCUGAGUAUUCUGAUCUUUUGAGGAUAGGACUUGUUGAUGCAAUUGAAGGUGUUCAGUUCUCACACAUGUCAUUGAUUCCAUCAUGCGAUUACACACCAUUUCCUAGGAACUGGAUCCCGGAUCAUGAGCGGAUAUUGCACGAGUAUAUCAGACUACAAGACCCAAAAUUCUUUUGUGACCUGCAUAAGUCAAUAAAAUGUAAAGGCCUGAGCUUGCCUCAAGAUCAGAUAUCUGAGAUUGUCUGGGAUUAUAAGACACUUGGAGUCUGGAGAUAUCAGUCUAGUGAUGGCAAAGUAUCAAAAGAUGAUUCAGAAAAAAUAGAAGGGGCACUUUGAAUUCAUUGAGGACUGAUAUGAUUUCUGGAGUCAAACUUCAUGGAUAAUCAACCAUUAUAGGAGUUGGCUAUUCUCCUGACAGGAAUACUAACUUAAUAGAUAGCUAAAUAUACAGAGUGUUCAGCAUUUGGCUUAUGGAAUGAAGACUGUGACAUCUGCUCAGUUGCAAUGAAGGUGUUGAUGUGGGAGACUGGCCAGACCAGAAGAGAAUUUUGAGAUAAUCAUUCAUCCAUUAGUUGCUAAAACUUAGAAGUGACAGGAUUGAUGAUGUGGGAUAAUAAAUUCUCCACAAUGUUCUGUCAGAUAUUACAAAUCAACUUGAAGACUCUCUGGGACGAGAUUUUUAUGCCUGAGGUAGAUAAUCAGACACAGAAAAAUACAAAUUGACAUUCAGAUGGAGCUAACAAAAGGAGCCUGGUUUAAGUUUUAUGUAGAUUUGAUAAAAAUUCUCUAAUAAGUUUCUACUCGUUCACACAUAAAUUUCAAUGUAAAAUUAAUGUUGUUUCCACACUUGCUACCAAUGAAAUUGACAUGCUCAUUUCUCUAAGAUAACAGUCAUGUCUGAGGGUUUGGACUAGGAAACCAAGAAAGAGAAUUGACAUUCAUUAGGAGCUGAAAGUUU
This is a messenger RNA of Pistacia vera, 2719 nucleotides long. Its product is annotated as nuclear intron maturase 1, mitochondrial. Bases 1 to 2097 code for a protein of 698 amino acids. Gene Ontology annotation, biological process: mRNA processing. The record is from RefSeq and is a predicted model, not a curated record. The transcript has a single exon. NCBI's taxonomy places the organism in Eukaryota, Viridiplantae, Streptophyta, Magnoliopsida, Sapindales, Anacardiaceae.